AUGUCGUAUGUUGCUUCUUCUCCUAAUUUUCAAAAACUCCAAAACCCUAAAUUCAUUCGCUUCUUCUCCUCUUCACCUAAAAGCCUAUACUCUCAAUUCCACAACCAAAAUAAAGACGAACAAAAUCUCGUUUGCUUAUUCAAUCAAUUGCUACUUGAAAACAAUCCAUCCAUCUUCCGAUUUAACAAACUUUUAGGUUCCUUUGUUAAGCUCAAUCAAUACUCCAAUGUUGUUUCACUUCAUCGAGAGAUGGAAUUAAAUGGAAUUUCCUCAGAUUUAGUCACUUCCAACAUAUUGAUCAAUUGUUUUUCUCAAUUAGGUCAAAUCUCUAUUUCCUUUUCUGUAUUUGCCAACAUUCUCAAAAAGGGUUUUCAUCCAGAUGUCAUAACAUUGACUACACUCAUUAAGGGUCUCUGUCUCAAAGGUCAGAUCCAUAAAGCAUUCAACUUUCAUGAUAAGGUCGUAGCGCAGGGAUUCCGGUUAGAUCAAGUUAGUUAUGGGACCUUGAUCAAUGGGUUAUGUAAACUUGGACAAACAAGAACAGCCCUACAACUGUUCCGACGAGUUGGUGGGAAACUGGUUCAACCUAAUGUGGUAAUGUACAGUGCAAUUAUUGAUAGUAUGUGCAAGGAUAAACUUGUUAAUCAUGCUUUUCAUUUAUACUCUGAAAUGAUUGCUAAGAAACUUUCUCCUGAUGUAGUCACUUACAGUACUUUAAUUAAUGGCUUUUGCAUCGUAGGUCGGUUAAAAGAAGCAAUUCAUCUGUUUAAUAAAAUGGUAUCGGAAAACAUCAACCAUAAUAUUUAUACCUUUAAUAUAUUGGUUGAUGCAUUUUGUAAAGAAGGAAAAGUGAAAGAAGCUAAAAAUAUGUUUGCUAUGAUGAUGAGAAAAGGUGUUAAACCUGAUGUUGUUACUUAUACCUCUUUAAUGGAUGGAUAUUGCUUAGUUAAAGAAAUUAACAAGGCCAAUGGUAUAUUCAACACUAUGGCUCAGAUGGGAGUGGUUCCUGAUGUUCAAUGCUACAAUAUCAUGAUUAAUGGAUUUUGUAAGAUUAAAAUGGUAGAUGAAGCCAUGAAUCUCUUCAAUGAAAUGCUUUGUAGAAAAAUUAUUCCUGAUACGAUAACUUACAGUUCCCUUAUUGAUGGUUUGUGCAAAUCGGGAAGAAUCUCAUAUGCUUUGGAGCUUGUCGAUGAGAUGUAUGAUAGAGGUCAACCACCUGAUAUAAUUACUUACAAUUCUAUAUUGGAUGCUUUGUGCAAAAACCACCAUGUUGACAAGGCAAUUGCUUUAUUAACAAAAAUUAAAGAUAUGGGUAUUCAACCAAACAUGUGCACAUAUAAUAUUCUUAUUGAUGGAUUGUGUAAAGGUGGAAGAUUGAAUGACGCUCAAAAGGUUUUUGAGGAUCUUCUGGUCAAAGGCUACAAUCUUGAUGUCUAUACAUAUACUGCUAUGAUCCAUGGGUUUUGUAAAAAUGGGUUUCUUGAUGAAGCAUUGGCCAUACUAUCAAAACUGAAAGACAAUAGUUGCAUUCCAAAUGCCGCAACGUAUGAAAUUAUUAUCCGUUCUCUAUUUGAUAACGAUGAAAAUGAUAAGGCUGAGAAACUUCUUCGUGAAAUGAUUUCAAGAGGUCUGUUGUAAGACUAAAACUAGAAUUUAUUGUUCUUAAUUGAGCUUAAGAAGAUGUGUUGGUCGUAGGAAACUGGGUUAAUUAAGAUUUGUUCUGUUGUGUUGAGCCUAUCUUAGGGAUACUAAAUUGAAUUGGGACAGAACAAGUAAGCUUAUUAUUAUUUUUCUUUUUAAUACUUAUACUUCUGCAUUAUAGUUCUAAUCUUACGAAGCUUAUCUGUUUUAGAAUGAUAAGCUUAAGGUUGAGUUUCUAAGACCUGAACUGUAAACAACAGACAUAAGUUUGGCUUUGCCCUUAAGCGAAGUAAGCUGAGAAUGACUUUAAUUGCUCUUGUGGUUACAUUAAAUUACUGUCUAAUGAGUAACUAAGGCCUCAUUGCAGCUGCAUAAUCUACUCAAAUAUGCAUUAAAGACUAAUAUUGAGAACUGGAAUGGUCUUCAAGUUGUUUGGUCACUAGGCUUAGAGUUUUAAACUUGCAUGCAGAAGGAGGGAGCAUGAUUCUAUUUUCUACAUAACUGCUGGUGCUGCAGUUUUGGAUGAUAAUUUAUCUUAAAUUUUGGUUUGGAGUUUUUUAAUAUUUUAGAAUGAUAUGGUUAGAAAAAAUAUUCCUAAUGUUGUAACGUACAGUUCCCUUAUUUUAGAAUUAUAUGGUUGGUUUAAACUGCUGCCACAUUCCUGCUUUUAGUAUAAAGCCAAGCCUAGUGGCUGUUACAGAGGUCAGGAACCUGUACGAAUAUUUCAGGGAUUUUCAAAUGAAUUCAAAGUUAUACAAGUAGUUAUUUGAUGUUGUUUCUUGCAUUACUAUCGUGUAGAUCAAGGUUAUGAACUUUUUUUCUUAUUUCAUUUGGUUCCUUAUCUAAGUUUCUAUGGUUUGUCCUCUCUAUGGUUGCUUCUACUGUGAUGCUUGGUUUGAGGCCAGAAGAUCAGAACAAUCCAUUUGGUCAGUUUGGCCCUGUCAAGCAUGUAUAGGACACAGUUUUUACCUUAUCAUGUAAAAAUAUUUAUCUAUCAUUUGAAGUCCAAAACCUUUAAUCAAAUUCUGCAGGAGAAAGGAGUUGGAGCUAGUGCAACCUCCUCCCUGUCAGUACCAAAGAAUCGAUGCGGAUUUCAAAUCAUCAAUAGUAAAGUACACAUUUUUUACCUUAUCAUGUUAAAAUAUUUAUACAAAUUAUAGUGGAGGUGUUUACUUUUUGUGUUGUCUGCCAACAAUCAAAGUCAUUUUUAACAUCAUCACAAAAUAUUUAAACCUCAAACAACAAAAACAGUGUUGGUAGCAUUUGGAUCAUAUGUUUGCGGAGAAAAUAGUUAUUAAAAAACACUCGAGACUCUCUAGAUGCGGUUUUGUAUUUUGCACUUUUGUUUUUUGACACAUUGUUUUUAAACUUGCACAUUGACACACAUUGUUUCUUUCAAAUUAUCAAACACUAUGGCAGUAUGGCUCAGAUGGGUCAUGGGAGUGGCUCCUAACGUUCGGAGCUACACUAUCGUGAUUAAUGGAUUUUGUAAGAUUAAAAUGGUAGAUGAAGCCAUUAAUCUCUUCAAUGAAAUGCAUAGCAGAAAAAUUAUUCCUAAUGUGGUAUCGUACACUACUCUUAUUGAUGGAUCGUGUAAUGUUGGAAGACUAGAGGAUGCACUAGAGAUUUUCAAAGAUCUUUUGGUCAAAGGCUACAAUCUAAAUGUCUAUACAUAUACCAUUAUAAUCAAGGGAUUUUGCAAAACAGGAAUGUUUGACGAAGCAUUGACCAUGCUAUCAAAAUGGAAGACACUGGUUGCAUUCUGAAUGCUAAAGCUUAUGAAACAGUUAUUUCUUCCCUCCUUAAAAAAGGUGAAAAUUGUAAAGCAUAGAAGCUUUCUUCGUGAAAUGAUUGCAACUUUGCAAGAGAUCUACUGUAUGAUCAAGAUGUUAGAAAUAAAGUUUUAAUCCUUCUACUGAA
This is a messenger RNA of Trifolium pratense (red clover), 3561 nucleotides long. RefSeq names its product pentatricopeptide repeat-containing protein At1g12300, mitochondrial-like. The coding region runs from base 1 to 1638 and encodes 545 amino acids. Gene Ontology annotation, molecular function: protein binding. The transcript has 2 exons. NCBI's taxonomy places the organism in Eukaryota, Viridiplantae, Streptophyta, Magnoliopsida, Fabales, Fabaceae. The record is from RefSeq and is a predicted model, not a curated record.